UGAAAACCUCUUGUGACACUUCUUUUGAUUCUAAACGAUGGAAUCGACCUUUGCGAUAUAUAAAAAUGACCGGGUUGAAAAUGCUAUAAAAAUGAAAUGUCACAAUAUUUUUUUAUACAUGUCAGUGAUGGAAAAGAAAAAAUAUCUUUUACGUAUCCACCCAGUUUAGCAACUUUUGGGGAAAUGAUACAAAAAAAAAUAUAUUUUUUCACACCAGAAAAAUGGUUUUCUGAUGAAUUGUAUACUGAUUGGAGUUUUAUCAAUGAACUAAAAAGAAGAAAUUUGAGUAAGGAGUUUAUAAAAAGAGUCGAAUCUUUAGAUAAGGAAUCUUUUGAUCUGGGCAUACUUGAAAAAAGGACUCGAUUCUCUAAUAAUGAAACUAAACGAGAAUACUUGCCUAAACUAUAUGAUCCUUUCUUGCAUGGACCCUACCGCGGAAGAAUCAAAAAAUGGGGUUCCCCUUUAAGCAUAAAUCAAACUUAUAAAAAAAACACGGAUCCAUUUUGGAUAAAUAAGAUUCAUGCUCUACUUCUUACUACUGAUUAUCACGACCUUGAACAGACACUAGAUACACUCAAUAUAAAAUCAUUAGCAACAGAAAAGAACUCUCUUUAUUGACAUUGACAGAAGAUGAACAGGGAAAUAUCGAUUCCGAGGAUCGAGUCAAAAUUUUGAAAUUUUUAUUCAAUAUAGUUAUAACUAAUCCCAACAAUCAAACAAUUAGAAAAAAAUCUAUUGGAAUAAAAGAAAUAAGUAAAAAAGUUCCUCGAUGGUCAUACAAAUUAAUCGACGAUUUAGAACAACAGGAGGGAGAAAACGAGGAAAAUGUAACAGCAGAGCAUGAAAUUCGUUCAAGAAAAUCCAAGCGCGUCGUGAUUUUUACUAAUAACCAGGCAAACGCCGAUACUUAUACUAAUACCAAGGAUGCUAAUGAUCCUGAUCAAACAGACGAAGUGGCUUUGAUACGCUAUUCGCAACAAUCGGAUUUUCGGCGCGACAUAAUAAAGGGUUCCAUGCGUGCCCAAAGGCGUAAAACAAUUACUUGGGAGCUGUUUCAAGCAAAUGUACAUUCCCCUUUUUGGACAGAGUAGACAAACCACUCUUUUUUCUUUUGAUAUUUCUGGACCGCUGAAACGAAUAUCUCGAAAUUGGAUAUGUAAAACAAAGAAUCAAAAUUUCUGAUUAUACAGAAAAAAGAUCGAGAAAAAGACGAGGCCAAAAGAGAAAAUACAAAAGAGAAGAGAAAAUGAGGAUAGAAAUAGCAGAAGCUUGGGAUAGUCUUUUACUUGCUCAAGUAAUAAGGGGCUCCGUGUUAAUAACCCAAUCAAUUCUUAGAAAAUAUAUUAUAUUACCUUCACUGAUAAUAGUUAAAAACAUUGCCCGUAUGUUAUUAUUUCAAUUUCCUGAGUGGUCUGAGGAUUUAACGGAUUGAAUCGAGAAAUGCAUGUUAAAUGCACUUAUAAUGGUGUUCAAUUAUCCGAAACAGAAUUUCCAAAAAACUGGUUAACAGACGGUAUUCAGAUAAAGAUCCUAUUUCCUUUUUGCCUGAAACCUUGGCACAGAUUUAAACUACAACCCUCUCAUAAAGAUCCAAUGAAAAAAAAGAAAGGUCAAAAGAAUGAUUUUUGCUUUUUAACAGUUUGGGGAAUGGAAACUGAACUACCUUUCGGCUCUCCUCGAAAACGGCGUUCGUUUUUUGAGCCUAUUUUUAAAGAACUAAAAAAAAAAAUAAAAAAAUGGAAAACGAAAUGUUUUAUAGCUUUAACAAUUUUAAAAGAAAAAACUAAAUUGUUUCGAAAAGCUUCAAAAGAAACAAAAAAAUGUAUCACUCAAAGCAUUCUAUUUCUAAAAGGAAUAAUAAAAGAACUUUCAAAAAUAAAUCCAAUUCCAUUUUUUGGGUUGAGAGAACCAUAUGAAUUGGGCGAAACUAAAAAGGAUUCGAUAAUCAGUAAUAAGAUGAUUCACAAAUCAUCCCUUCAAAUUCAAUCUAUGGCGUGGACAAAUUAUUCAUUAACCGAAAAAAAAAUAAAAGAUCUGACUAAGAGAACAAACACAAUCAAAAAUCAAAUACAAAAAAUUCUAAUUAUAAAAGACAAGAAAAACGAAUUUCUAACUCAAGAAAUAAAUAGUAGUUCUAACAAAAUAAGUUAUCAGGAUAAAAUAUUAGAAUCAUCAAAAAAAUUUUGGCAAAUAGUAAAAAGAAGAAAUAUUCGAUUAAUCCGGAAAUUCUAUUUUUUUAUAAAUUUUUUCAUUGAAAAGAUAUACAUGGAUAUUCUUCUAUAUAUCAUUAAUAUUCCAAGAACCAAUACCCAACUUUUUCUUGAAUCAACAAAAAAAAUGAUUGAGAACUUCAUUCACAAUAAUGAAGCAAAUCAAGAAAGAAUUAAUAAAACAACUAAAAAUACAACUCAUUUUAUUUCAACUAUAAAAACCUCACUUUCUUCACUUUCUAAUAUUAGUAUUAGAAAUAAAAUGAAAAAGCUUUUGUGACUUAUCCUCCUCUCACAAGCAUAUGUAUUUUACAAAUUAUCACAAACCCAAGUUAUUAGUUUUUAUAAAUUCAAACCUAUCCUUCAAUAUCAUGGAACAUCUCUUUUUCUUAAAAAUGAAAUAAAAGAUUAUUUUGAAGAACGGGGAGUAUCUCAUUCCAGAUUAAGACAUCAUUAUGGGUUAAGACAGAAAAUUGUUUGGCAUUCUGGAAUGAAUGAAUGGAAAAACUGGUUAAGGAGUCGUUAUCAAUACGAUUUAGUUCAGAAUAGAUGGCUAAAAUUAGGACCAGGACAAUGGCGAAAUAGAGUCAAUCAACACUAUCUGGCUCAAAAUAAACAUUUAACAAAAUGGGAUUCAGAUGAAAAAGAAAGAUUAAUUCAUUACGAAAAAAAAUGAUUUUCAAGCGAACUCAUUACUAACUCAAGAAUAUAAACUGAAUCAAGAACAAAAAUAUAAAAAAUCUAAUUUUAAAAAACACUAUGGAUAUGAUUUUUUAUCAUAUAAAUCUAUUAAUUAUCAAGAUAAGAGGGACCCGUAUGCUUAUGGAUCACCAUUCCAAGUAAAUAAGAGGAAGAGAGUUCUUAUCAUUACAACAUGGAUAAACAAAAUUUUUUUGAUACACUGAGGGAUAUCCCCAUCCAUAAUUAUCUAGGAGAAGGCGAUAUCCUAGAUGCUAUGGGGAAUUUUUCGCACAGAAAGUUUUUUAAUUGGAGAAUUCUUGAUUUUUGUCUUAGAAAUAAGGUCGAUAUUGAGUCCUGGGUCGAUACCAGUACCAAGAGUAAGAAAAAUAUUAAGACUGUGGUUAAGAAUUAUCAAAUAAUUGAUAAAAUGGACCUUUUUUAUUUCACAAUUUAUCAAGAUCAAGAAAGCAACCCAUCCAAUAAAAAAGGAAGCCAUUUUGAUUGGAUGGGACUGAAUGAAGAAAUACUAAGUCAUCCUAUACCGAAUCUAGAACUUUGGUUCUUCCCAGAAUUUGUGCUGCUAUAUAAUGCAUAUAAGGUUAAACCAUGGAUCAUACCAAUAAAAUUACUUCUUUUCAAUUUUAAUGGAAAUAGGAACAUUAAUAAAAAUAUUAUUGAAAAUAAAAAAAGGGACUCCCUUAUAGCACCAAACGAAAAACAAAUUAUUGGAUUAGAGAAUCGAAAUCAAGAAGAAAAGAACCCAUAGGUGAAGGGGGUCUUGUAUCAGAUGCACAAAAACAAGGAAAUUUUAAAUCCGUUCUCUCAAACCAAGAAAAAGAUGUUGAAGAAGAUUAUGAUAAAUCAGACAAAAAAAAACGUAGAAAGAAAAAGCAAUACAAGAGCAACACGGAAGCAGAGCUUGAUUUCUUCCUAAAAAGGUAUUUGCGUUUUCAAUUGAGAUGGGAUGAUUCUUUAAAUCAAAGAAUAAUCAAUAAUAUCAAAGUAUAUUGCCUCCUGCUUAGACUGAUAAAUCCAAACGAAAUUGUUAUAUCCUCUAUUCAACGGGGAGAGAUGAAUCUGGAUAUUUUGAUGAUUCAGAAGGAUUUAACUCUUAGAGAAUUAAUGAAAAAAGGAAUAUUGAUUAUCGAUCCAGUUCGUCUGUCGGUAAAAAUGAUGGACAAUUUAUUCUAUAUCAAACUAUAAGUAUUUUGUUGGUUCAUAAAAUAAACACCAAAUUAAUCAAAGAUACCAAGAAAAAACUAUAUUGAUAAAAAUCAUUUUAUGAAUUUAUUGCAAGACAUCAAAAGAUGACUGAAAAUAAAGACAAAAAUCAUUAUGAUUUGUUUGUUCCUGAAAAUAUUUUAUCCCCUAACCACCGGCGAGAAUUGCGAAUUCGAAUUUCUUUCAAUUCCAGGGAUAAAAAUGGUAUGCAUAGAAAUGCAGUAUUUUUAAAUAAUGUAAAAAACUGUGGUCAAGUUUUGACUAAAAACAAACAUCUUGAUAGUGAUAAAAAGAAACUAAUUAAAUUAAAGUUCUUUCUUUGGCCCAAUUAUCGAUUAGAAGAUUUAGCUUGUAUGAAUCGAUAUUGGUUUAAUACUAAUAACGGCAGUCGUUUCAGUAUGAUAAGGAUCCGUAUGUAUCCGCGUCUGAAAAUUCGUUAAUGGUACAUUUUAAUGGUACAUUUUCCCCUAUAUUAUGUAUGUAUCGUGACGGGUAUAUGAAAACAAAUAGAUGGUCACAAGGAUUGUCUUACAUUUUAUUCUGAUACACGAUACUAAUUUAAUGACAUACAUAUCAAUUAGAUCGACAAAUGAAUCAACAAAAUCCUCUUAUUUGAACUCUAAAAUUUUCUCUUUUGUAGAAAUCUCUCACUCUUUUGUAUCCCUAUACGAAUCAAAUCGAAACCCGGAUUGAUUAAUUUUAUUUGAAAAAAAAAAUGAUAAAGUUCAUAACGAACUUAAAAUCAUCGUGUAUAUCAAAAUGACUGGUAUUAUUAUUACUGAUCAGUAAAAUUCACAUUCAAAAAAAGGGGGAAAUUUUUUGGUUUUAUGGUAAAAAAUUCAUUCAUCUCAGUUAUUUUUCAAGAAAAAAAAGAAGAAAACAGGGGGUCUGCUGAAUUUCAAAUAGUUAGUUUCACCAAUAAGAUACGAAGACUUACUUCACAUUUGGAAUUGCACAAAAAAGACUAUUUAUCUCAGAGAGGUCUACGUAAAAUUCUAGGAAAACGUCAACGACUGCUAUCUUAUUUAUCAAAGACAAAUAAAAUACGUUAUAAAGAAUUAAUUGGUGAGUUGGAUAUUCGGGAAUCAAAAAAUCGUUAAUUUGCAAAUUUUGAAUUAGUCGAUUUAUUAGAUUUUCAUUUUGAUGUACUUGUUUUCGUUUUCAACAAUUCAUGUAAGAAUGAAUCGAGGAAAAACUUAUGAAUCUAUCAGCUACAGAAAAAGACCUUAUGAUAGUCAAUAUGGGGCCUCACCACCCAUCAAUGCAUGGUGUUCUUCGUCUCAUCGUUACUCUAGAUGGUGAAGAUGUUGUUGACUGUGAACCAAUAUUAGGUUAUUUACACAGAGGAAUGGAAAAAAUUGCGGAAAACCGAACAAUUAUACAAUAUUUGCCUUAUGUAACGCGUUGGGAUUAUUUAGCCACUAUGUUCACGGAAGCAAUAACCGUAAAUGGACCAGAACAGUUGGGGAAUAUUCAAGUCCCUAAAAGGGCCAGCUAUAUCAGAGUAAUUAUGUUGGAGUUGAGUCGUAUAGCUUCUCAUCUAUUAUGGCUUGGACCUUUUAUGGCAGAUAUUGGUGCACAGACCCCCUUUUUCUAUAUUUUCAGAGAAAGAGAAUUAGUAUAUGAUCUAUUCGAAGCUGCCACCGGUAUGAGAAUGAUGCAUAAUUAUUUUCGUAUCGGAGGAGUGGCGGCCGAUCUACCUUACGGCUGGCUAGAUAAAUGUUUGGAUUUCUGUGAUUAUUUUUUAACAGGAAUUGUUGAAUAUCAAAAACUUAUUACGCGAAAUCCUAUUUUUUUAGAACGAGUUGAAGGGAUAGGCGUUAUUGGUGGAGAAGAAGCAAUAAAUUGGGGUUUAUCCGGCCCAAUGCUACGAGCAUCUGGAAUCAAAUGGGAUCUUCGGAAAGUUGAUCAUUAUGAGUGUUACGACGAAUUUGAUUGGGAAAUCCAGUGGCAAAAAGAAGGAGAUUCAUUAGCUCGUUAUUUAGUCCGAAUCAGUGAAAUGACGGAAUCUAUAAAAAUAAUUCAACAGGCCCUGGAAGGAAUUCCGGGUGGUCCCUAUGAGAAUUUAGAAAUCCGAUGCUUUGAUCGAGAAAGGGAUCCAGAAUGGAAUGAUUUUGAAUAUCGAUUCAUUAGUAAAAAACCUUCUCCCACAUUUGAAUUACUGAGACAAGAACUUUAUGCGAGAAUGGAAGCCCCAAAGGGAGAAUUAGGAAUUUUUCUGAUAGGGGAUCAAAGCGGUUUUCCUUGGAGAUGGAAAAUUCGCCCGCCGGGUUUUAUCAAUUUGCAAAUUCUUCCUCAGUUAGUUAAAAGAAUGAAAUUGGCUGAUAUUAUGACGAUACUAGGUAGCAUAGAUAUCAUUAUGGGAGAAGUGGAUCGUUGAAAUGAUAAUUUAUACGACAGAAGUAGAAGAUAUCAAUUCCUUUUACACAUUGGAAUCUUUAAAAGAGGUCUAUGGGAUCAUAUGGAUGUUGGUCCCUAUUUUGACUCUUGUAUUGGGAAUCACAAUAGGUGUACUAGUAAUUGUAUGGUUAGAAAGAGAAAUAUCUGCAGGAAUACAACAACGUAUUGGGCCUGAAUAUGCCGGUCCUUUGGGCAUUCUUCAAGCGCUAGCAGAUGGAACAAAACUGCUUUUCAAAGAAAAUAUUCUUCCAUCUAGAGGCAAUACUCGUUUAUUUAGUAUUGGACCGGCUAUAGCAGUCAUAUCAAUUUUACUAAGUUUUUCAGUAAUUCCUUUUAGCUCUCGCCUUAUUUUAGCCGAUCUCAAUAUCGGUAUUUUUUUAUGGAUUGCCAUUUCAAGUAUUGCUCCCGUUGGACUUCUUAUGUCAGGAUACGGAUCAAAUAAUAAAUAUUCCUUUUUAGGUGGUCUGCGAGCUGCUGCUCAAUCGAUUAGUUAUGAAAUACCAUUAACUCUAUGUGUUUUAUCAAUAUCUCUACGUGCGAUUCGUUGAACUAGAAACUUUUAUUUUACCUAUUCCUUUCGUUCUAGAAAAUAAGUUGAGUUGAUAAACUAAAUUAGAUAGUUAUAUAUGAGUGAAAGAAAGCAGCUUAUAAAUUCGCAGUAAAUUAAACAAAAAAAUAGAAUCUCAUUUCCUAUGUACAAAAGUUAAGUGGAAGAAAACGUAAGCGGAAGAAGUCUUUACCCCAAGACGGGUUGAUUAGUCAAUCUAGCUUGAAGCGGGCUCAAAAGAUCAACUGUAUAGAGUUUUCGCUAUCCUUUGUAUGGAUUCCCAUACAUGUAUUGCUAAACAAACGGGGAUUGAACAAAAACGAGUGGAUGGUUAGGAACACCAAAAUACAUAAAGGAUUGGUAAUGGAGAUUAUGUAAAUUAUAUAAAAAGAGACUUCUGGAUAACAUAAAAAGAAUACUAAUUGGGGCUUUAAAUUCGUAGAAAUGACUAGGCAGUACUCCCCAUGAUUCCGGUCCAGAGUAUCCUCCUAUCUGCCGAUUAAAGUAAUGACUAUCAGGAACGAAAUAAUCCUUUACUAUUUUUUAGUUUAAGCCCCAUUCGUGGUUUUAUCAGAUCCGAAAGCAGAAUAGGAACGAAAAAGAAACAAUAAAGAAUAAAAAAGAAAUCUUUUUUUUUAUUCUUUCUUUCAUAGAUAUAGAGAGAUCUAAUCCGUGUCAUGAUUUAUGAGCUAAUGGAAUGUUUCAUUUUUUUCGUAAUAGAAAACAAUGGGUUGAAAUAUCUAUUGAUAUUCUACAAGAAGUAUUUUAUUGAAGGCUUAAGUUAUUACUCAACAAAUAAAAAUUGAAAUUAUGAAUGGGCGAGAUCAAUUCAGAAGCACUUUUUUUUUAUUCUUCAGAAUAUAGCAGACGGAAUUCCAUUGGUAUAAUUUUGGACCUUCCAAUCUAUUUUUUCUCUAUCUAUUCUACAACCAUACGAAGAUAAAUAAUACUGAUUCGGUCCUAAAAUUUAUUUGUGACCCACGAGGAGCCGUAUGAGGUGAAAAUCUCAUGUACGGUUUUGGACUAGCGAUGUAAACAGUGAUGUUAUCAUCGACUAUAAUUAUCUAACAGUUCAAGUACAGUUGAUAUAGUUGAGGCGCAAUCAAAAUAUGGUUUUUGGGGAUGGAAUUUGUGGCGUCAGCCAAUAGGGUUUAUCGUUUUUCUAAUUUCUUCUCUAGCGGAAUGCGAGAGAUUACCUUUUGAUUUACCAGAAGCGGA
Molecule: messenger RNA, 8277 nt
Organism: Gossypium arboreum
Lineage: Eukaryota; Viridiplantae; Streptophyta; Magnoliopsida; Malvales; Malvaceae
Product: NAD(P)H-quinone oxidoreductase subunit H, chloroplastic-like
Exons: 1
Coding region: 5311-6492 (393 amino acids)
Molecular function (GO): quinone binding; NADH dehydrogenase (ubiquinone) activity; NAD binding
Source: RefSeq, a predicted model, not a curated record